AUGACCGACGAGUAUUCCAUCCGGUCUGCAUUGGCAGUAGCUUGCCCGUCAUGUCUUGCUGACGUCUUCGCGCGAGAGCAGCAAUUCCGUCAAGGGAUGCGACUAUAUUCACCCUUGGCUCUCGCGAAUCGUCAAGGGAACGAAGGCCAGCUACUAGGAGAAAAAUUUCCGGGUCACGGCCUUGGACGGCUGAGCGAAAGGCUCAUACUUUUCCGGCACGAUUACAGCAACCAGAACCAAUUGGCGCUCAUCAACUCUGCAGCGGACAUCACCACGGAGACGCUGGUGGAAAUUGUUUUGAACGCCACGCUGCCGCCGGAAGAGCAAAUCACGGUCGUUAGGCCGCAUGAACUUGACGUUCAUUCUUAUCGCACCCCGACGUUCUGCGAUUCUUGUGGGGAAAUGCUCUUCGGGUUGAUGAAGCAAGGGCUUCAAUGUCGAGGCUGCAACCAGAAUUUCCACAAGAGAUGUGUAAGCAGGAUUCCGAACGGAUGCCAGGAUACACGAAGACGGCCGUCGGCAUCUCAUAACCUGCUUCCGGUUCCGCUGCAGCCAUCACCGUCAGCGACGUGCAGCAUUGGGAUCGGAUACACGUCGGAAGAUUCAUCCAGCCAGCCGUCGAGUCGCACUCCGAGCUUGGCGCCGCCGCGCUCACCCACGAUGAGUGCCGGGCGAGGUUGCUGGGCUGAGGGUCGCCCCGCGUCGAACAUCGGCCUGAAAAUCCCACACACGUUCGUUGUCCACACUUACACGAGACCCACGAUGUGUCACAGUUGUCGGAAACUGUUGAAGGGACUGCUUCGUCAGGGAAUGCAGUGUCGUGACUGUAAGCUGAAUGUGCACAAAAAGUGCUCCGAGCGGAUCCAGAAUGACUGCAUCGGCGAGGCUCCUCGAGAGAGCCACGACGUGCUCGACGUUCUAAAUGAGCAUCCCAGGAGAGCGAUUUAUUCCUUAUCGAACGGCUCGGUCUAG
Molecule: messenger RNA, 972 nt
Organism: Notodromas monacha
Lineage: Eukaryota; Metazoa; Arthropoda; Ostracoda; Podocopida; Cyprididae
Source: the annotation of a GenBank genome assembly